AUGGGUUGCGAGAGAAAGAUCGUACGGAACUUGGAUCCAGAGAGGAAAAGGAGCGGUGGGCUCAGGACUAAGCAGGCGGGAAGAGGGUCGUGUCGCGGUAGUUAG
Molecule: messenger RNA, 105 nt
Organism: Linum tenue
Lineage: Eukaryota; Viridiplantae; Streptophyta; Magnoliopsida; Malpighiales; Linaceae
Source: the annotation of a GenBank genome assembly